AUGGCAUCCAGGUUGGAGAUAAUUAUGGACGGAUUGAUGCGAAUUUUCAUUUACCUCCAGAUUCACGAGAAAAGCUCAGUGCCGGCGUUAAGGAUAGCGUUGGUCGGCCUCGGUGGUGUCGGGAAGACGCAACUUGCUAUUGAGUACUGCUACCAGGUUCUGUCGCAAUCGCCUGUGACAUGGGUUUUCUGGGUUCAUGCAAGUAAUAUGGUUCGGUUUGAAGAAGGGUUCCGAGCCAUAGCGGACCGGGUCAAAAUCCCAGGGCGCCAGGAUCCUCAGGCAAAUAUAUUCAAAUUGGUUGAAGACUGGUUCUGGGAUAAAAAGAGAGGGAAGUGGCUUCUAAUUAUUGAUAACGCCGAUGACGAUGGUUUUCUGUGUAAACCCCCAACGGCUAGGACGAGAAGCCAGUUCAACUUGAACUUGACAAAACCGCUCUUAGAAUACCUUCCGAGGAACACGAAUGGAUCGAUUAUCUUCACGAGUCGAAGUCGAGAGAUUGCAGCGAAAAUGGUCGACGAUAAGAACCUCAUCGAAAUUAAGCCAAUAGAAAUGUUCGAGGCAUUAGAGCUGCUCCAAAGAAAUCUUGAACAACCAGGGGGAGACCAAGAAAGUCGAAAAUUAGUGAAAGCGUUAGAGUUUAUGCCACUAGCGAUCAUACAGGCCACUCGCUAUAUCCAAAAACGCAGCUAUUCGGUAUCGCAAUACCUAGAAGUCUUCCAAGAAAGUGACCAUGAGGCGAUAAGGCUUCUUAAAAAAGAAGCAGGUCACGUCCAUCGGGACUAG
This is a messenger RNA of Penicillium verrucosum, 783 nucleotides long. RefSeq lists its product as uncharacterized. Lineage: Eukaryota; Fungi; Ascomycota; Eurotiomycetes; Eurotiales; Aspergillaceae. Bases 1 to 783 code for a protein of 260 amino acids. The record is from RefSeq and is a predicted model, not a curated record. The transcript has 3 exons.